Messenger RNA from Acanthoscelides obtectus, 1922 nucleotides. Lineage: Eukaryota; Metazoa; Arthropoda; Insecta; Coleoptera; Chrysomelidae. The record is from the annotation of a GenBank genome assembly.
AUGUAUACUGUAGGUACUGAAUGUUCUUUUCCUCGUACACAGGUAGCCCGUAAAUUGGCCAUGGUUGAAGCUGAUUUGGAACGUGCUGAAGAAAGAGCCGAAGCUGGUGAAUCCAAAAUCGUAGAACUUGAGGAAGAACUCCGCGUCGUAGGUAAUAACCUGAAAUCACUUGAAGUGUCGGAAGAAAAGGCCACUCGCAAAGAGGACGAAUAUUCGAUAACGUUAAAACAGAUGGAACAGCAACUUCGAGAGGCUGAAGCCAGAGCUGAAUUUGCUGAACGUUCCGUACAGAAAUUACAGAAGGAGGUCGACAGACUGGAAGACGACCUUUUGCUGGAGAAAGAAAAGAACAAAAUGCUCGCCGACGAAAUGGAGGCCACAUUGCACGAUAUCCAAAAUAUGUAAAAAUCCGCCGUCCGUCGUUGCACAUCUACACGUACACAAAAAAAAUCACACCCACACGCCAAUUUUGAAAAACACAUUGUGAGAGAGCUCGUGAAAGAGAAAAGAAUAGCGAUAAUAAGAUAUAAGGCCGGAGCCUAUUGUGUCAUUCCCGUUUUGAUUUUCGCGAAGGAACUGUCCACUUAUACGUGAUAUCGGUUGUAAAAAAUACGUUCUGGUGCUUGGGAUUUUUCAUGUUAAUCAUGCGCUUUUUAUACUGAUAUAAGAAAAACUUUUCGAAAAUAAACAUCGUAGUUAAUCUGUACAGCUUAGAUAUAUUUUUGUAACGUAAAAUUGUGUACUCAAUAAUAGGUAGGUUUUGCAAAGACAUUUUCAAAAUGUCACAUUAAUUUUGUGAAGGACUGUCGGUAGCGUGUUAAUUGCCUUGAAACCAAGAGAGUGUGAAUUAUGAGAAUGUGAAAGUUGUCCCUUAUUUCCCAAUAUUAUCAAGUCAUGUAGAUCAAAAAUCAUUCUCUGUAUAAAAACAAAGAAAAUAUUCUCAUGCCUUUUUCAUUCCUGUUUUGACACAGUACAUUCCUCUUUCUAUGAAUCAUGAAUGCCAUUUAUAAAAUCGCUAUCUCAAGUAGCAUAGUUUACUCAACGUUUAGCAAAUAAAAAUACUUCUUUGUAGGAAUCAUUUUCAAACAUUCCAUAGUAUGUUCAAUCUGAACAUGCGUUUUUAUUCCACUCUAAUGUAUUUUAAGUAUAUCAAUUCUCCAAAAAAUAUAGUUUAUAUCAGGUAAAUCCUCUUAAGGUUUCUCAAAAGUUUAAAUAUAGGUGUUAUCUAAUAUAGAUAUCCUUUUGCGAAAUAUUGCAGGCCUUAGGAUAUAUCAAUAACCUUAAGAACGGAGGAUACUAGUCUUAAAAUAAAGCAAUAGUAUAUGUAGUAGUAGGUAAGAAUAUACUAACAUUCCUUUUUGAUAGCUCAAUGGUCAUCCCAUCUAAAAUUAAUAAAAAUUAGAAUCGGGAUAAUGGUUGUAGAAACCAUUAUUCGGGUCUUCCAUAUGUAUUUUCCCACAAACGAGCUCAAUGUCCAGAUUGCUAACGUUUUCGAAAAGUUUUUCGAAAAUAAGUCGCGAUGGCAGUUGUAUGUAUUUUGCGUCUGCUGAAAAUAGAGAGUCCGUAAGAUCUCUGUUUAGCUGCAAUAUAAUGGAAUAACACUGCCAUUUAAAAAACGGCCCAAAAUAUUUUUUGUAUUUUUUUUAAAAGGUUUAUCAAAUUAUUUUGUAUAUUGUACAUUACUUACUAUGAAUUUAGUCAAUUCCCUGUAAUUUUUGGUGGCUUGUUUGUAAAGGAUUCAGCUGGAAAUUCAAUAUUUUGCAUAGUUCGGUAACGAAGGUACUGAUUCCUUUAUUCACAAGCGCAUUAUUCUAUUUUUUUCUAUUAAUUAUAAUUAUUUAAUUAUGAAAUUCUAGCCUUAUAAAAGCCUGUUUAUAUUCUAACAUGUAUUUUAUUUAGUUAUAAAAAGUUUUUAAUUCUAA